UACAAGGCUAUUUCUAAAACAUCCUGACUCCCUCAUGCGUUUGCGUCACCACUAUCGAGCUCCACAAGUUCAUUUGGUACAUUCACGGGCGAGUGACGUAGAGCAGAAGAGGAAAUGGGACACACUGGAGAUGUUACCCCAGGCCUUUCAUGAUUGUUCAGGUGGGACAGUGAAAGCAAGUCUACACACCAUCAACUCUGUCCUUGACCCAAAUGCUCCGCCAUUCCAGUCCAAGUUUGUGGUGUUGGUGUGUGACCCAGUAUUUAUGGAAUUUCUUGGUCAGAGACGUGAUCACUUUGCAGAAUUUGUAAAUCACAUCAGCAGCGAAAAGAUCCGAUUGGUGAUAUUGAGGGUGCAUGGUGUCAGUACAGAGACCAUCCUUGAGAUAGCGCCACCAUUGCGCUCGUUUAUUGGACAACAGUUGUGUGUCGAUUUUUAUGUUGACCGUGAAGAGGAUGUGGUUAAGAUAACUGAGGCUGUCUUUGAAAAGUUAUUCGAACCAAGUGAUCAAAGCAAAGAUACAUCAACCAGUAACGGUGUGUGGAAUACACAGGGGUGUCUGGCUGCCAACCAGAUACCCACUCAGCCGCCAUGUGUCAACCAGAAUGCACCUGAUGCCGGUAGCUUGUCAGGAUGUCCCUUGAAUGACAAUGCAUCAUCUCUAACAGCAGACGAUGCCCCUGAUAUGGAAGCAACAGAACCUGAGAGUCUGCGGGAGAGAAUGCAGAAAGAGAGAGAGUGGGAGCGAACAGUUGAGUUGCUGGGAUGUGCAGCAUCUUCAAAAUCACAAUCAUAUCCAGUGAAUCAAGAUACCAGGGAAGGUCAUAUCUCUCUGUCCACCAGAGGCCAACUUCAGCAUACACUUCAAAAUCAAGAUAGUGCGUCCCCACAUAUGUCAGUUGAGGAGAGUCUCAGAGCGAGUGCUGGUAGCUGUACCCUUCCAUCUCCUGUCCGUAAUCCUCGAAACUCAACACAAGCUACAGCUAUGGUUCCUCCUAGACGCAACACUCCAGCAUCAGGAAGCCUGUCUCAGUCGAACCAAACAUACUCGCGGUUACUGCAUGCCCAGGUGGCCCCAUUAGAGCAGACGAUGCCUAAAACUUUGACAGAAGGCAAGUUGAAUCGUUACCUAGAACAAUCCCGUACAGAUCAACAACAACAAGAGCAACGUGUGCCGCCGCCUAACUCGCAUACAAGGCUUGAAAUUGGUUUCUCAACUGGACCACCUGCAGAUAUGGAAUCGUCUCCCUCCAACAAUCGCCAAAAUGAAAAAGUAAAAGAUUUGCGAGAGGACCUUCUGGAUGAGCUUAGUAUAUAUUUGGAUCCACCUCGUUGUGGUAUGAAAAACUGGCGUUGUUUUGCGUCAAUUAUGGGUAUAAAAUGUGCAAAAAUUGAUUACAUGGAGAGUAGAGGUGAUCCGACACGUGCCAUGUUAAAAUUAAAUCAGUUUAGAAAUUGUACUGUGGGAGAGUUUAAGGCCCUUUGUCGCAAAUACGAGAGGUUUGAUGUUUUAGAAGACGUUUUUGAGGUGUUUGGUUAUUGAUGCAGAAACCACACACACGCACACACACACACAAGACUUUGGCUGCCUGUGAUCUUUGUACAUAAUCAUUGAUUUGUAAAUAUUUUGCUUAUGUGAAUGAGAAAACUUUGAAAAAGUUAUUUAAAAAAAUCAGCAUUGGCAUCUUUGCCAUCUUUUUGUGUGUGUGUUUUGAUAGCUUGUACUCAUGUCAUCUUCAAGCUGCUCUUUCCCAAGAUGCUUGUUCAUGAACUCGAUCAGUUUGUCCCAACUCCCAUCCCAUUUGGAAGCCUACGUGCAGUUUGCAUUUUUCUCUGAUUUGCUGGUUUGCUAUAUCCUGCCACGUGCUAUUUUUACUGCCAUUUCGUGUUUGAAGUAAUUGUUUAUUUCACCAGAAAAUGGCACUCUGGUUGUUUUUGUGUUAUAUUUCAUCUGAAACUUCGAAGCCCAAAGUACAGGUGUAUGUACAAAUAUAUACUUUGCCUGAAUCAGACAAAAGCACAACCAAGAACAAGCCAUUUGAAGAGAAAUACUCCAUUUCUCAGCCAUUUUAGAUUUUUUUGCAUGCAGUGCCAUUUUGUUGUGAAGUGGCGUACACAUCUGUCUUUUCAUUCAUACAUGCUUUUCAGGGGUUGCCCUGAGGACAAUAUUGGUGAUCUUGGCACCCCUUGGAGCCUCAAUUCUCAUCUCAUUUGACCAUGUAGGUUGAAUAGAAGUGCCUGCAAAGAAAUUCUUGUUAGAUUUCAUGGUGACACUUGAAUGUUAUAGUAGAAGUAAAACUGGAUACCGUCACUGUAGUUUACAACAAUGUCCAUCGGUCCCUAUUGUUGGGCUGUUGUGUUGCUCCACCGACGCGCGUUUCUGCCCCUCUACACUUGAAUGUUAUGUCAGUAUCAAAGUGUAAUUAUAAUUGCAAAUAAACUGACCAGUAGCAUGUCACUCGUGACAAAAAAAGCAUAAGUUUUCUUGAUGGUCUCCGAAUGUCUCCCUAUUUAUAGGCGGAGUGUGGAUAGGUCUUAGGCUUAAUACUGCUAUAAAUAAUGGGCUGACCAAAUGUCUACAAAAGAUAAUUUCAUCCUGGCCUUUGUAUUUGUAUAACAUGUACAUGUAUAUCGUUUUGCACAGGAUAUUCUUGAUCUGAAUAUUUUCCAGUUGUACAUACUUGUUUUGUUUAUGGAUAUCAUCCCAGAUUUUAUAAUUUGACGAGCAUGCCCCUAAAAAAGGGGCUUUGGGCUCCAUCGACCAGUGUACGCAGGACCAGUGUAUAUACCUGGAGAUUAUUUUCAUAAGGUAAUGAGGAACUGCAGACGUCAAGAAAGUUUUAAGCGGCUAACAGAAUGUAUUACUUAUGAAAUAUGUUCACUGUGAA
Molecule: messenger RNA, 2888 nt
Organism: Lineus longissimus
Lineage: Eukaryota; Metazoa; Nemertea; Pilidiophora; Heteronemertea; Lineidae
Exons: 8
Coding region: 35-1543 (502 amino acids)
Source: RefSeq, a predicted model, not a curated record